This is a messenger RNA of Papilio xuthus (Asian swallowtail), 945 nucleotides long. NCBI's taxonomy places the organism in Eukaryota, Metazoa, Arthropoda, Insecta, Lepidoptera, Papilionidae. The record is from RefSeq and is a predicted model, not a curated record.
CAAAUUAAUCAAAAACAUCAAGACGUUUGUGACAUGAUGUGAUUUUCCAACUCGAACUCGGGUACUAUUACCAAACCGCCAGCCUAUCAAGAAGGUCGUUUGAAAAGAAGGCUUUUAGUUUUUUUAUUAUUUGCAUACAAUGCUGUUUUUUAUAUGAAACAUAUAAGGUUUGUUUAAAUUGGGAAUUAAAAAAAUGACAUCAUUAUUACCAUUUUUUAUGGAAGGUGAGGUGGUAAAAGGUUUUGGAAGGGGCUCUAAAGAGUUGGGUUGUCCAACAGCAAAUUAUUCACUAGAAGUGGUAAAAUCUAUUCCCAAAGACAUGGCUCCUGGAGUUUAUUACGGUUGGGCUCAAGUUGACUCUCAAAUGGUACACAAAAUGGUGGCAAAUAUUGGUUGGUGUCCAUUCUACGAAAACAAGGAAAUGUCUGUUGAAACGCAUGUGAUGCAUAAAUUCGACAGUGACUUUUACGGAUCUAAUCUAAAAAUAUGUGUAAUUGGAUACUUACGGCCAGAGAAGAAAUUUGAUUCCUUGAAUGAUUUAAUUGAAGCUAUCCAACAGGAUAUAAAAAAUGCUGAUGCCAAAUUAGAUGAAUAUGAAGCAAAAGUAUUGAAAGAACAUAAAUAUUUUAAUAACACCAAUAAUAUAACAGUAUAGUGAAUUUAAUAAUUUAAUUUUGUAAAUUUUAAUAUUUCCAAAUUGUUGAAUGCUAUGUUUGACUAUGAAGAUUAUUUUAAUUUGCUUAGAGCAAUUUAUGUUGGUUUAUUGUACAUAUGUGCAACUAUUUUUGUUCACAACUUGUAUGUGAUAUUGUUUAUUUGCGGGAAUGGUACCAUUGUACAGAAAUAUGUAUUUUUAAAUAAUACGAAUUUAUAAGUGCAAUAAAAUUUCGCAAUCUUUUUAUAUUUAUAGACAAAUUCCAAUGUAUAUAAUAAAUAUUUUUACUA